Molecule: messenger RNA, 6474 nt
Organism: Salvelinus sp. IW2-2015
Lineage: Eukaryota; Metazoa; Chordata; Actinopteri; Salmoniformes; Salmonidae
Product: transmembrane protein 178A
Biological process (GO): regulation of cytosolic calcium ion concentration; negative regulation of osteoclast differentiation
Cellular component (GO): endoplasmic reticulum membrane
Source: RefSeq, a predicted model, not a curated record
ACACAAGCUGUGUGUCGCCUCCGGGAGAUAGUCAUUUCCCUCUCCAUGUGAAUAGGAGGAGCCUUUAGUUUUAGAGGACACGACUUCAAGUCCAGGUGCUGAGGAGAGGGAAAGAGCGAGAGGGGUGGUGUGGUUUAUGCAGGUAAACACUAGUAAUCUCGACCACAGAGAGGCAAGUGCGGAGUUUAGCCCACACCCAGCACGCUUGCGGACACCGUACCGAUCCACCUGUGUUGCUGUAUCUUCCGUUUCAGCAACCCGCGGGUGGGAAGCAGCCAAUGCCAAUGCUCUCUCGACUGUGGACCGUGCUCGCGGGUCAGAGGAUGCGUAAAAAUGCUUAGUAACUGGAAUAGCAGGUGCUGGAAGAAGGGCGUCCGACUGUCAACACGUCUAAACUGUGCGCAUAGCGCCGAGCGCUGAUGUUCAAACCAUGGAGAAACAAGCUCUUGCAACGGCUCUGAGCUUGUCCAUGAGCGUUGUCUCUUUACUCUUGCUGGUCACCGCUAUCUUCACCGACCAUUGGUACGAGACAGACACCAGAAGGCAUAAGGAGAACUGCGACGAGUAUGGGUCGGAUUCUAACGACCAGAAAAACAGGGAGAUGCCAAUAUACCAUUUGCCUCUUGUGGACAACGGUAACUCCAAACGGAACGUGGCGCUUAUGAAGCCGAUUCACGUCGGGAGUAGAGAGGAGGAAUUGCUUGAGAACUGGAGGGCGAUACUGGGGAUGGGGAUUCUUGAGACGGAAUGUGGGCGCCCGUUGUUCUCCACAUAUUCUGGACUGUGGAGAAAAUGCUACUUUCAAGGCAUGGACCGAGAUAUCGAUAAACUCAUAUCAAAGGGUAUUGCGGACCGAUGCACAACUGUCAAGUACCAUUUCUCUCAGCCCAUUCGGCUUCGAAACAUCCCGCUCAACCUGACGAGAACCAUUCAGCAAGAUGAAUGGCAUCUCUUACAUCUGCGGCGAAUCACGGCGGGGUUCCUUGGGAUGGCGGCUGCCGUUUUGCUGUGUGGCAGCAUUGUGGCCACAGUGGGCUUCUUUUGGGAGGAGAGCCUCACCCAGCACGUCUCCGGCCUGCUCUUCCUCAUGGCAGGGAUCUUCUGCACCAUCUCCUUGUGCACCUACGCCGCCAGCGUCUCCUAUGACCUCUCCCGGAACCCACCCUUCAUCUACGGACUGCCCGGCGACGUGGACCAUGGCUACGGCUGGUCCAUCUUCUGCGCCUGGGUCAGUCUGGGACUGACCGUGGCAUCAGGCUGCCUCAGCACCACCUACCCCUUCCUCAGCCAAACCAAGGCCCUGCACUCUAAAACCGCACGGGAGUCCUCAGUAUGAGCGGCAUGAGCAGUGUGAGAGAAUUGAGUGCCCCCUGUAGAUUCGGGGGGGGGGGGGGUGAAUUGUUGGUGUGGACAUUUUGUUGCUGACUGAAAACCAAUAUAAGAGGAGAUGUUUUAUUUUUACGAAACCAGAGAUGAAAACAUAGUGUUUCAGUGAGAUGUGGGAAUCUUGUUGCUCUUUUGUAGACUCUCGUCAUCCUUUAUCGAGGUGUUAUGCAAGGUGCAGGUGUUAUGAUGUGUUAUUUAUGUGUGUUUGUAUGUGCACACAGGCAAACUCCCACAUACAUAUGGACCUACACACCCGUACACAAGUACACACACAAAUUGUUAGUUCUCUCUCUCUCGUUGUCUCUCUCUCUCUCUCUCUCUCUCCAAGACAUGGAGAACAACAUGAGAGUGAAUAACAUGAAACAACGUAAAUACCCACACAGGCAUACCACACACACAUAAAACAUAUGUGUAUAUAUUACCAUAUAUAUGAAAAGGGCAUCAUUCUUAUGGGUGUUAAGGGUGGUUUGGUAAGAUUGAAUCAAAUGGACAUUGUAUAAAAAUACUAGUAUCACUUUGAAAGCAAGAACCCUUUUUGUUCAGAUGUAAGUGGUAUAUUUUCAAAACUCUUAAGUACAAAACUCUAAACUGAUAACAUGUGUAAUGGCCCGUAUCUUAUGUUCAGAACUUUUGACUGUGCAUUCAUCGGGGUUUCACACAUCUUUCACCCCUGAGUCAUUAAUGCAAAAUCAAAGUUUUCCUUAAAUACCACAAGCACAUAUUUUUUUUGUCACCAAUACAUCAGAUAAUGAUAGGCUCACCAUAUAGUCAUUUGAACUACCACUUUCAAUAAUUUUUUUCCCCAAUCACUUUGGCGCAAUUUUCAUUAGUAUGUGGUACAUUUUCGCAAAACAAGCACAAAAAUCAAAACAGAUCAUCACAAUCGCUCAUGUUUCAAAACUUUAAGCACAUUUUCAAUUGACUGAGUACGACAAACAAAUUCACAAAGUCACUUGUUCACUGCACCAAAUCACUUUUUCAAGUUACAUACAUACAUAAUCAAUCAAAUGAUCUGCUUUUCAAAAUGCAAUAUUCACUUUACUUUUGAUGUGAGUUUCUUGUCAUUUGUUAACAAUACUAUAAACUAUCACUUAAUCAAACUGCUCAAAACGACUGAACCACAAUUAUGUACUGCCUAGCUAACAUAUAUAGUUUGAUAACUGUUGAACACUGUACAUGUCUAUAUUUUUACCUAAAUGUAUCAAUUUGACAUCAAUUUAUGCUGGAAGUUUUGAAACAUGAGCCAUUUUCAUUAUCUGUUUAGAUUUUUGUGCUUGGGGUUGUGUACCACAUACUUGUGAAAAUUGCACCAAAGUGAUUGAAGAAAACUGUAAUCCACAGCCUAUGAGAUCCGAUGGAUUCGAUUGGUCAUUUCAGUUGUGGCAAUCAAAUUGUACAAAGUUUUUAGCAAACCCAUUAACCAGUCCCUUCCCAAACAGACGAGGCAUAAUCACUAAUAAUUUGAAAAUGUGCGCCAGACUGUGAGAACAAUGCUGACAAUGAUAGACGAAGGACUACAGGGUUUGUUGCUGACAUAGUUGAGGAAAGUCAUUUUUCUCGCCCAUGGACACAAAUGGUGCACAAUUCUACAUUGGAGUGUGAAAACGGUGGAAACUGGAGGAGAUCAUGUUGACACCGCUUGAAUGGGUGUAAGACUUUUGUGUUGCACCAUCAUCACAGAUAUGCUGAGCAGCCAACAGUAAGGGGUGGGGCUCUGAAAGUUAGUUGCUGCCCCAUGGAAGUGCCAGCUUUCGCAACGACUCUAUCUGACCUGGACGACUUGUAGGGACCUUGAAUGGCUUGUGGGGACAUUACAUGACACGUGUGGACCUUGCAGGUUAUGUGUGUUCGACUCAGCGUGCUGUGUCAGAAGCAGAGCAGCAUUUCCGAAACAGUACAAUGAGCUUCAAGUCUUCUCUAUGAAUUGUAAAUAAAAGAUUAUCAACAAGAACGUGUGUGGAGAGUUUUAUGACAUGCCUUAUGUUGAGCUUUGUCUCUGUGUGUUACCUGCGUUACGAAGGCCUGCAUGAUGCUGUUAUAAUGCAUUUUCAAGACCCCCUUAUAGUGUCAUAUAAUCGUAUCAUAAUGAUCCCUACUAAAUGCACCAUUUCAUGUCAGUUGACAAAACAUAUUUUAUUCUUAAGGUAUUAUAAAGGAUCCUUCAUACGCUCAUGACAAGGUAUUGUCAGUAAAUCCAUUGUAGCACAUCAGAGCAUGGUUUAACUACCAGAUACCAGAGAUCUUGAGCAGUAUUGCCAUAAUCGUCUUUGUUGGGAGCUGGGAGUGGCGCCUACUGGACAGGUGACUUCAACAGGUCCCUCAUACAGUUUAGAUCCGCCUGCACUCGAGAUCACGAGGCGUAAACUACACUCUCUGUCUGACUUGCCACAAACACAUUGGUGAAACAAGACACAACAGCCUCUACUGCAGUCCUGAAUUCAUCUGAGGAGUUCUGGUCCACGUGCACGAAUAUACAUUCUGAGGUGUGUACACAGCACGCAGGAGUCGCUCAAACAUCUCAAUCUUCUCAUGGACCACGAUGGAGUAGGUGAUGGAGAAGUCUCUCUCCUACACACCCAGGGGUGUCAUGACCAACCCUCUGUCUGUAACAUAACUUCAACAGUUUUAGGUCACGUCGUGGCAGAAUGCCUCAGACAGGAGCUUGGGCUUAUUCUUUGUUUUCAGAAGUCUUCUGAGCUGCUCCUUGUCGACGCCCUUCAGGUCUCCUCUGACGAUUGGGGGAGUAGGCUGGCAGAUCGUCUGCGUGGUCUCGUGGUAGGAGGUAAGGUGCUGGGGGCGGGCUCCUCUCAGAGCAGGUUGAGCUUCUCAGAGUGGUCCAGAGGAGAAGAGAGAUCAAAUCGCACAUUAGGAAGAGAAAGAGGUUUCUGAAGCAUCUAUGUGAUCUUGGUCACCUAAGAGGACCCAUAACGAUUUAUCUAUGUAUUAUUAGUAUUUGUGCAGACCAUAGCUUUGGAGCACUGCUGUUAAAUUAUAAUUGUCACACACAAACACACUGUAACGGAGACGCAGGGAGUCAGGAAUUAGGUGCAGUUGGUGAGUUUAAUGGUAAAUGAACAUUACCAUUAAACUCAAAUACAAAAGAGGAGAAGCGUCUGGACAUGAUAACAGAACCAGUACUGUCUGAUGAUCAAUUCUACAGUGCUAGAUAAAGGUGAAGUAAUCAGGGUAGGGAUUAAGUCCAGGUGUGCCUAAUGAUUGGUCGGAGGUGUGUGUAAUGACGGUUGCCAACGUGCAUCACACUUAACGUCAGAGGCAAAUGCAGCAUCCUACAAUGCUUGCAGCUCUACCGCUGCUUUCUGCUAGUAGGAAAGUCAGUUAAGAACAAAUUCUUAUUUACCAUAAAAGACAUUGUAUUUAUUCUAAGCUCCCCCAGGUUUGCAACAUUACCUUUUUGGUAUAAUUUAGCAGACGCUCUAAUCCACAGCCACUUCCAAUUAGUUUAAUAGUUAAACCUGUCAUGAGAGACUGGGGUUGGUUGGGGUCAAUUCAGUCAAUUACACUGAAGAAAGAAAAUGCAGGUUAUAUAAGCUAUGUUCAAUAUGCUAAAUCAUGAGUUUCAUAAGAAUGGUUCGGCCUACUGUUGAUCAUUUUCAAACAAUUUUGUGACAACAGCCUUGGACAAUAGAGUGACGGCCAGUGAGAGCCAGCUGGAGGAACUUUUGUAAUUUGGGUGAACUAUCGCUUUAAGUAAUUUCUUUCUUUCUGUCAUUAUUUUCCAGCCUUGGAGGCCAGAGUAACAGCCAGUGACAUACAGGUAGAGGAACUGAAGAAUGGGAACGCAGGUAGUGAAAGAACAAACAUAAUAUAAAGUCAAAUGCUCCACCCUUCUGUUGUUCUUUUAUUAAAUAACACUUUUAUUGAAUUCAAUAUUCUACAUUUUUCUGAUUUUAGCCUUGGAGGCCAGACUGAGUUCCAGUGAGAGUCAGUUAGAGGAGAUGAAGAAAGACAAUUUUGGUAAUAAUGAGAUCUGAAUCUGAAUGAGAGCUGAAACUCUAUAAAACAUAUUUGCUUAAAUAAUUAAUUCAAUGCAAAUAUAAACAACAUUGAUUUAUGAUUCCAGCCCAAGCAGCAGAAUUGUCAGCCUUGGGGACUAGAGUUACAGCCAGUGAGACUCAGGUUGUGGAUUUGAAGAAAGAGAAUACAGGUUAAAAAUAAACUAAAAGAGGACUACUGUGAACAUACACGUCAUCAAAAGAAGUGCUUGUCUCAACUCAGUAAUGGAUGAUACAUUUAGCAAUGUUUCUUCUCAGACCUGGAGGAGAGAGUGAGAGCCAUGUGGUGGAACUGAAGAAAGAGAAUGCAAUAAAUAAGGGUUUUCUUGCCUUUUGGAUAUUGAUACAUGUAGAGUAUACUAUAUUUCUAUCAUUUCAGCCCAAGCAGCAGAAGUGUCAGAGUGACAGCCAGUGAGAGGCAGGUGGAGGAAGUGAAGAAAGUGUAAUGAUAGGACAACAAUAUAUAAAUACACAUGAUGUCGUUUGACUUUAAAAAAAACACUCCUAAUUAAUUGAAUUAUUUACAUUUCUUACUCUGUGAUUUUAGCAUUGAGAUGAAGAAAGAGAAUUCUGGUAAUAAGGAGAUAUGAAUCUAUUAAAGCAUUUGGUUAAUGUUAGCCCUGCCACUGUAUAUAAUCAUUACUAUAUCAACAUUACGUUUUUCCAUUCCGUGAGAGCAAGCUGGAGGAACUGAAGAGAAUUAUUGCAGGUGACAUACAAAAACCAUCAGCUCAAUCCAUCAUUUACGGACACAAACACUGUGUGGCCGUGUCAUGCUUAUAAGAGUAAAACGGGCUAAACAAAGCUUACUCUCCUGUGUUUGCAGACAGAACGAAUGUGGCUUUCUCUGUUGGUUUGACUAACUCAGGAUAUGUUGGACCCUUCAACUCAGAGAAAACUCUGGUCUACACAAAAGUAUUCACCAACAUCGGCAAUGCUUACGACACAACCUCAGGUAACAGUUUACAGCCUUACACCAACAAUACUACAGGUGCAGGUUAUGGCAUUAAAAAUAAUUAGGGAUAGACCCUUUUUAUUAAUUUUUUUGCCUAAAUGACAUACCCAAAUCUAACUG